Salmo salar (Atlantic salmon) is the source of this 1279-nucleotide messenger RNA. RefSeq names its product Methyltransferase-like protein 6 (gene metl6). NCBI's taxonomy places the organism in Eukaryota, Metazoa, Chordata, Actinopteri, Salmoniformes, Salmonidae. The record is from RefSeq and is marked provisional.
CGAGAAAUCGUAGAACAUUUCUGGAACGUUUGCGUUCAUAUAAAAUGUAUGUGGAAAUAUUCCCUGCAUUUUCAUUAAGUCUAUCACAAUAAUGUGUUAGUACCAUCCAUUAACAUUAGCUGGAUAAUUUAAUAUGCAUUGGUGAAAUAAUAGAUUUGAGGAUGUCAAGGAAGUGCUGCUAUUAGCUACUACCGUUAACUACAGUAGUGCAAGUUAUGGCACUAUCAAAGCAAGACGACACCGCUAAUGUUGUACUCUCUGGAGAGGAACCCAAAGACGGGUUGCCAUGUCUUAUCCCACCUGUCCAAAGAAAAACAUAUACUGGCAGGACUUUGAAUGAGAAAGAGAUGGAGAAACUGACAGGUGACCAGACUUUGGUGUCUGACUUCAAGCAGAUGAAGUUGGAAAAGGAGGCACAGAAAAACUGGGACUUGUUUUACAAAAGGAACACAACAAACUUUUUCAAGGAUAGGCAUUGGACCACCAGAGAGUUUGAAGAACUGAAAGUGUGCCUUGAGUUUGAAGCCCAGAAGCUGGUCCUGCUUGAAGCUGGCUGUGGGGUUGGGAACUUCAUCUUCCCACUACUGGAGGAAGACCUCAACAUCUUUGUCUAUGCCUGUGACUUCUCAACACGAGCUGUGGAGUUUGUGAAGGAACACUCCCUGUACUGCACUGAGCGCUGCAGUGCGUUCCAGUGUGACCUGACAAAGGAUGACCUGAGGGGUAAUGUCCCAGUGGGCAGUGUGGAUGUGGCCACGCUCAUAUUUGUCCUCUCAGCCAUCCACCCAGACAAGAUGCAGCAGGCUCUGGACAACAUUUACAGGGUUCUGAAGCCAGGGGGCAUCAUUCUGUUCAGGGACUAUGGCCUGUAUGACCACGCCAUGAUGAGGUUUAAGGCGGGAAACAAACUGGGAGAGAACUUCUACGUCAGACAAGAUGGCACCAGGUCUUAUUUCUUUUCCAAAGAGCUCCUAGCAGACCUGUUCAGAGUGGUGGGGUUCGAGAGUGUAACCAAUGAGUACGUGCUACGAGAAACGGUCAAUAAGAAGGAGGGGCUUUGUGUGCCCAGGGUGUUCCUUCAAAGCAAGUUCCGAAGGCCAGACCAAUUACAGGGCUCCUGAAGUCCCUUUCCUCAACAAAUGCUUGAAACCUUUAAAAGGCACAAAUGUACUGAAACCUUCAUAUAUAAAUGGAUAUCAUUGGACAAACGCCUACACUGCCGUAUUGGUGAUUAAGUGCCGUUUGUUUGAUUAUGCUUUUUUAUCAAUAAAACUGGUGG